CGGGUGGUGUAGGUAAAAGUGCACUUACCAUACAACUCAUUCAGAAUCACUUUGUUGAAGAAUAUGAUCCAACAAUUGAGGAUUCCUACAGAAAGCAGGUGGUCAUCGAUGGAGAGACUUGCCUCCUUGAUAUUCUAGACACAGCUGGUCAGGAAGAGUAUAGAGAUCAGUACAUGCGAACUGGUGAAGGAUUUCUCUGUGUGUUUGCUGUCAACAAUUCUAUUAAGCGAGUCAAGGAUGCAGAUGAAGUGCCCAUGGUUUUGGUAGGAAAUAAAGUAGACCUUCCCACAAGAACUGUAGAGCAGCGACAAGGGAAACACGUGGCAGAAGUCUAUCAUAUACCUUACGUUGAAACCUCCGCCAAGACUAGACAAGGGGUGGAUGAUGCUUUCUACACACUUGUCCGAGAGAUCCGCAAAUAUAAAGAGAAGAAGGGCAAGGAUCGCAAGAAACGGAAAAUGGUAGGAAAGGGAGGCAAGCUGUCUUGUAGGCUGUUGUAA
Messenger RNA from Candidula unifasciata, 500 nucleotides. The record is from the annotation of a GenBank genome assembly. NCBI's taxonomy places the organism in Eukaryota, Metazoa, Mollusca, Gastropoda, Stylommatophora, Geomitridae.